This is a messenger RNA of Sycon ciliatum, 16094 nucleotides long. Its product is annotated as mucin-19-like. Gene Ontology annotation, molecular function: RNA polymerase II cis-regulatory region sequence-specific DNA binding. Gene Ontology annotation, biological process: regulation of transcription by RNA polymerase II. The record is from RefSeq and is a predicted model, not a curated record. NCBI's taxonomy places the organism in Eukaryota, Metazoa, Porifera, Calcarea, Leucosolenida, Sycettidae. The coding region runs from base 645 to 15110 and encodes 4821 amino acids. Gene Ontology annotation, cellular component: NURF complex. The transcript has 17 exons.
GCUCCGUGUUGAACUAAGCAAGUGCGGAGAGUACUCAAGGAACUGGAGUUAUGAUCUCAGAAUAUGAAUUGGAUAGUUUGACUUUGAGAAAGGCCUGCUAGCUGCUUAUUGCAACAAUUCUUUGUACGUGUUGACUUCAGGGAAUAGUACCGCGCUGACUCAUGCCAAUAAAAGUCGUACAGUUUUGGGGGAGCUUUUAGCCGCGCAGUACGUGUACUAGAGUUGGCCCGGCCAGGCGUAGAGGUUUCAAAAUCAAAGUUUUUAUUCUCACCUACCUCGAAGCCAAUGUAGGCACUGUACUGUAUCUAAACCGGUCGUCUGGUGUGGAUAUUCUGACACGGAGAUUUGCGGACAUACCCUCAAGUAUAACCCUAUAUGCCGUGAGGUUUGAUAGAUUUCUGUCAGCAUGGCCGUGCGCCGCCAGGCUUGUGUAGAUUGAGUCUGUGCAGCUCGGUGAAGUUAGUUGCGUCAGGUCCUUUUUGGCUCUGCUCUCUGACUUUAGUUUUCAAAGGCAGUUUUGAAGUAGUUUUUAGCAUCGUAUUUGAGUCUUCGUUUAUGCGUUCACAUGCUCGGGCUGCGGCCUGGCGUGGGUUCUGAGCUUGCUGUGAAGUUCUGGAAGUAAGGACUGUUUGUGUCCCGCAGCCAUGACUCGACCCAAGGGAUCCAAAAAUAAGCCCAAGAAUAUUGACGGACCUGGACCGACUUCUGGGGCCUCUGCUGUUGCCCGUCGGAAGCGAGGGAAGGUCACUGGCGAAGAUGCCCUGCGCGGUGGGAGCUCCGCAGCCCAGCAACCCAUUAUAAGACGGCGGAGGCGCAAGAAAUCCGCGGAGACGCAUGAUCGUCGCGAGUCGACAUCGGCGGGUUUCUGUCUUCCGGCGUCUUCAAUGGAUUUGAUGAUACCCCUGGAUUUGCUCUCGGAUGUACUACAAUGUUAUGAGACUCUUCGUCGCCUGUCCGACGUACUUCAUUUGACUCCGUUCUCUCUGAAAUGCCUGUGCCAAGCGCUGGCGUAUAACGAACGUAAUCGCUUGAUCGCAGACGUGCAUGUAGCCUUGCUGACGGCUUUGCUGAAGGAUGACAAGGAGAGAGGCAUUCGCUACGUUGCCAAUGAAGAGAUGCAGGAUAGCGUCCAGUUACAGCUAACGCUACUUGACAGCAUGUCAUGGCCGAAUGUGCUACUCUCUUACAUGGAGGCUGAGCCCGACUUUGUCUAUGCGGGAAUGCUGAAAAAACGAAUCGAAUGGCACUAUCCGAAAGGAGUGGCGUACGACUGCCGGAACAAAACCAACGAGCCCUUCCCCUCUGGACCUCUGCACUUGCGCCUGGCGGUUCUCUCUCACCUGUGCCGCCGAGCCGCACAGAUGCAGGCCGCGCAGGAUAUACCGCUGCGCGAGGACGUGAUGCGUUUCUUCAGCGUUGGCCACGACGUGGUCGGCCGCCAAUACAUCUUUGCUUGUAACAUGAUGUUUGUGCGUUCCGUAAGUGGCAAGAGCAUUCUAGCUUACUACACAAACUGCGAUCAACUCAAGCUGCUAUACGACCUCGCCACGACUGAGCCCAAGUCCACAGUGGCCGUGAACCUGCGCCAGAUGUUCAGCCUGAUCCUGCUCUACAUGGAUCCGAGCGCCUGGAAGCACACACUGCUCGGCGCUACCAUGGCCAUUCCGCCUCCGCAUGCAGACCAGCCGCCGCCGCACUCCUCCACGCAAGAAGCCGUAGCCCCGUUGCUAGCGGCGACGGCCGCUACCACCACGCCGGCGGCUCCGUCGUCGUUGGCAACGCACGCCGGCGUCACGAGCAGUGCCGCUAGCAGCAGCAGCGCUAGCGUAGCGUGCACGUCGACGGUAGCGGCGGCAGCCGUACGCCGUGUGGCACCGCCACUCUCACCAGCGCCUCGUCAGUACACGGGCACUCCUCCUCCUCCCGGCACAGUAGUUGCCUCGAUGACGGCGGCCACCACACCUGUGCUUGUGGCUAGUUCCCCCGGUGCAGUGACGCUACCCACCGCCACCGGUACUCGAGCAGCGCCUGUGCCUGUGCCAGCGUCACCACCACCACCACCAACAACAGUACGGGGAAUUUUCGUCACCAAGAAGCCAAAGACUGUCGCCACGGCAGCAGUGGCAGUGGCAGCAGCGGCGAAAAAAACAGGAACACCAAUGCUCGCCCCGCAGUCUGUGCCGAUGAGCAGCACCACCGGCAUGAGUAGCAGUAACAGCGCAGCUACAGGCAGCGCUGCUGGGAAAACCGGAUGUAGUCUCGUGCUGCCCGCCGUGGACUUGGUGGCUACCACGUCUUCCUCUCCGCCGCCGCUAAUGUCACGAUCGUCUUCAUCGUCUCCGCGCACCGUGCUGCCGUCACGCAAUGCCACCAGCAGCAGCAGCACUAGCGCUGGAGCUGGUUCACACAGACCAACAAGCCUGGCUGCGCUGUCAACUCCGGCUAUCCGAGCAGCUGCCGGAACGGCUGGCUCACUGGUGGGGUACUUGCCGACGCAAACUCGCGGCGCCGUAACCGCUUCCGCCGUGACGUCCACGCACCGCGCAGGCACGUUGUCGUCGGCGGAGACGCAUGCGCUGCGCUCUGAACAGCAGGGCCACACGGGUGUGUUGCACGGUGGUGAUGCGCGCCGUCCGCAGUCGUAUACGUCGUCCCCAACCGCUUUCGUCCCACUCUCCAGUACCGUGUCCAGUCGUGCUGCUGAUGGCGCCACUCGAGGCGGAGUGCUGAGCGGAGGAACCAUGAGCAGUGCGUACGCUACGCCGCAUGUAAUGCCUCCGGGUGGUGCUGCUGCUGUUAUGCCGCUCACAACUAGCCAACGCAGCCGGACAUCACCAGCCCUGCAGCAACAGCAGCAGCAGCAACAGCAGCAGAGCCCUGCUGGUGUGCGCAUUCGGCCAACGGCAGUGUUUGUACCGGGUACGGAAAGCACACGCCUAUCUGCAAGUAGCGCUGCGCCUGCCACUGUGUCCCAACAGCUGCAGCAGCAGCAGCAGGAACAACAACAACAACAACAACAACAGCAACAACAACAACAACAAGCACCGCUAAAGGAGCAUCAACGUCACACAGCCGCAGAAAGCUCCACUGUUGGGCUGCAAGCACCCAUCUGCAGCAGCAGCAGUGCAGGCAUUGAUAGCAGCACUGCGUCUUCGUCUCGCUCAGGGCUGCACGUAUCAGCAGCAACACCCACAGGUGUGGAUAGUGCAUCAGGGAGCACAGGCAAGCUAGAGACAAGCGCUGAGCAACCGACUGACAAUACCAGUCUCGCCGCUUCCGCGUCCGAAAAUCGUGUUUCUACUGGUCGUGAAUGUGUUGAUGGUCAUGACGAGACAAGCAACACUGCGCCAACUCAGGUUCUCACUAUACGGUAUCUUGUGUGGUCGGCAUCACCCGUACUCAACAUUCUCGGCAUGCCUGCGUUUGAGCAGGGGCGGUUCUGGGCACACGCCGUGCGCGGAAAUAGCACAUUCUCAUCUACACUCUCCGCCGCUGUGUCAAUCUCGUCAUCGUCGUCAUCAUCGUCAUCAUCGCCACCGUGCGCUUCACUGUUGCUACGGUUACAAUGCGUUGCCGUGGAUCUUGAUCGCGUGCACGCGUCUCUGUUGCAGAGAGCCGCCCAGCCCACCAAGGAUGCGGACAGUGCGGCGGGCAUUACCGGCGGCACUCCUGCCCUGCCAACACCCACGGACAACAUCGGUGCAUCCGCUGGUGCUGCUGCUGCUGUUGCCGGUGCUGUUGCUACGGGCAACGCGCAGGAAGACGACCUGGACGGGACGGUGAGACGGAAGCGCAAUCGCGCCACGCGCCGUUCCAGCGACCCGUCCCUGCCGCUGGGCCGCCCGCCGACGGCGUCGUUCAAGAAGUACAGCAACGGCGACAACAUGACCUACUUCUCCGGCAUUCUGACCGAGCGGCGUCUGCACUCGCUGCAGCGCGGCUUUGUCAUCCCCGUGGUGGACGUGCACACCGUCGCCAACAACAUCCCAGCAAUGGCCGUUACGCUGCGUGCGCUAAUCUGCACGCUAGAGGCGCAGAUCCCGCUCUCGCUGAAGUGCUCCGCGUGGCAGUCGUUCCGCGCCGACUGGCUGCUGGCCGUGCAGGGCUCACAUCGGCACGAGCACCUCGCUUCGCUCGUCGAGAUGCUCGUCUACAGCCUGCGCGUGCGUGCGUUCAACACACACUGGUUCAACACGACAAGCAGCACACGCUGGCGACGGCUCACCGACGCAGACAUUGCCACGCAACCAAAGUGCACCUGUUGUAACCAUGGCAACGACAAAUCGGCCGCAUCGCCCGACCUCCGAUCUGCGGAGAGCAAGCCGGCGCAUGCCAGCAACGUGGUGAUGACAACGGGUGAUGGGCCAGCAUCGCCAGCAGAGCCCAUGGACAUCGUGUCUGCUGCGGCAGGCAAUGUUCUUUCCGAAGGCAAGUGCGGAACCAGUGCAGCCUCCGUGGCUGCUGUGGGUCCAGCUGUGGCGUAUACAGACGCCGGUCUGUCUGUCAUGGCUAGCGUUUCUGAUUACAGUGACACUCCUGCUGCUACUGCUGGUGGUGCACGUGGUGCACGUGGUCGUUUUGUUCGCAGCACCGUGUCUGAGGAGACGCUGUCCGUCACGGAUAACAAACACAAGCCUGCUCAGGGGGCCACCACUCCUGCCACAACUCCGUCCGACUCUGAAAGCGGCACCGCAGCAGCGGCAGCGUUGUUUCAUCGUCACUACCCAGCGAGCAGCAGUGGCGCUGUUGGUGGUGGUGUUGGCGGUGGCGAUGCCGGAGGUCGUGUUUCUGACGCUCACAUGCUGCGUUCGUCGCGUUCCUCUUCGCCAGUCCUGCGUGGCGGAGCGAUGCCGCGUACGUUCUCCAUCAAGCUGUCGCGCCUGUCGCCACGCCGACCCGCCUCGCCCAUGCUACCACAGCAACAGCAGCAGCAACAGCAGCUGGCCUGCGUCAAGACGGAAUCGCGGCCCGCGUCGCCCACGAUGCCACCAUUGUUGUCCUGCUUGCCACCCGACUGUGUACCUAGUACUGGUAGUCAUGGUAACACAGGGGUUGGUGCCACCUCCACUGCCAUGGCCAGUGCUGUGUUGCUAUCAGCUACGAGAAGCAGCGCAACACCCAAUCGUGAUGAUGUCACCCCCAGCCAUGAUGAUGUCACACCCAGCCGUGAUGAUGUCAUACCCGGCCAACCCAUGUUAUACGUAGAUCAGCAUCAGCCAUCUGUCAACAGCCAUCGCGCUUCUGCCAGUACUGAUAUGGGCGCCAUCGGCAAAGGUAGAUCGUCUGAAACAGCGACAUCAUCCGCAUAUUCGCGCAAAGCUAGUUGCAACUUAGAUACUAUGUCAGUAGCCGAGAAACUUUCCCCUUCACCUCAGUCCCAGUCACCGUUGAAAAUGCCAGCAGAGGGCGAGCGCUCAGCUAGCGUAUCGGCUCAGUACGUUGGCUUUCUGCACGUCAGCCCACGGUUUGUGGCUCACAAGAGCCGUCAUCAGCUACCGCACCGCCGGUCGCGCCGCAUACCGGCCAUUCAGCAGCGGAUAGACGAUGCGAUCUACCCUCGCGGCGUACCCGAUGAUGUUGUUGAGUACACGCGGGUGAUGAAGGAGAGACUGGCCGCGGAAAUGGCUGCUGCCUCGUGCGCUGUGUCUCCGCACUCGGAGCUGAGUUGUUCCGUGUCACCGGCCCCCGGUGCCAUCAAUGUAGCGUUGUCACCUCACCCCGGCGCUGCCGGUGGCGGUGGCUCGUCUCUGCCGCAUGCAGUAACCCUGGUGCCAUCGCCUGUAGCGGCACUACCCGUCAUAGACCACCUGUCUACUACUGCUGCAUCUACACAUGAUGAUGCUCACCGCACGCCUUCCGUGAUCUCCAUCGACCCUGAUGUUCUGGACAUAUCUGCAAAGGCGGCGUUUCCACCGUCGCCCAACCCACCACCGUUGAUAUCCGACGUGCGACCGGAGCGGCAACAGGAGCGCCAACCGGAGGGACAGGCACUGUAUCGGCAACAGCAACAGCAGCAGCAGCAGCAGGAGGAGUCUGCUGCAGCAUCGCCCGUGAGGGUGUCUGCGUUUGCGCCGAUUCGCCGCGGCAUGAGUCGACCGACCAGUGAGGCCUCCUCGCCGCAGUCUGCUCACUCGCCGCAAUCCAGCGCAGGCAGUGCCGCUCACUCCGGGAUGCUCAGCACCGCUGAUUCUGCUGCUGCUGCUGCUGGCACUGCACGCCAACGUGCUGGUGGUGUCGUUGCCAUGCCACCACCGCCGACCACCACACUCAAACCUGGCGCCAAUGUGCUCUCUCAGGCGACGAGUAAGAACUCGGCGUUUGCUGCAUUCGCACCUCCUGUGUGUGUCACUAGCCCUGCUGCUGCUGCUGCCGCUGCUGCUGCUGCUCCUCCGAUACAGGUGAUUGAUGGAGCAGCAGGUCAUCACAGGUCAGAUCGAGCUCCAGCAUCCAGCUCCGUGUCUCCGACAUCCUCCAGCAGCUAUGCCAGUAGGCGAGCUCACACUGCCGCCGCUGCUGCUGCUGCUGCAGGCGUUUCCAUUGCUGCUCCCGCUGGUGUUGCUGCAUCGUCGCCACAACUGCAUGACAGCUUGCGACGAGUUAGCCCCGUACCACCUGCGGCAGUGCUGCACGCCGCUGCAGCGGCGGCGAAUGCCACAAUGUCCGCCCACGGCACCGCCUCUAGAGCAGCCUACGCCGGGUCGCCCAUGGGCAACGCUCUGACUGUGGGAAACACUGGCAUGGUGACAUCAUCCGGGCCGUACGGUGACGUCAUGAUGACGUCGUCAUUGGGUCCUGGCCCUGCUGGCUCGACAUCUGCAGGCGGCGCCAUUUCCCCUGCUGGCAUGCUCUCCCCGGCAAUGCAUGCGCAAUCGUCUGGUGUUGUGAGUCCUGCGGGCAGUGCACAGUUGUCCCCAGCGAUGCUUUCAGCCGCUCAUAUCGGUGGUGCGGUUGGUCCGUUCCUAGUGCCAAACCAUCACCAAUCAGCGGCCGGCUUUGUGUCGCCAGCGCCCAAUAAUAUGCCGGUGUGGGAUGACGACUAUGCCUGGGUACAGAGGAGCGCACACCUCACGAACGUCCUGCAAGAACUCGCCGAGAAGCGCUCCACCGCCGAUGGUGUGCCAUCAUCGCGAGCAGGGAACGCGCAGCUGCGAUAUUACAACGUCCGGGACACGAGAGCAGAAGGCACCGCUACUCCGGUAGCUGAGGGAGACAGUGGCAUGGGUGCGGGCAAGGUGGUGAACGCUGCUGAACAAGCCACCAAAGACGUGCAUGCUCAGCAAACCAGCAAUGACGUGCAUGCUCAGCAAGCUGGCAAGGAGCAGCCUAUGGAGGUCUGCACCGAUGAUGCAGCAAAGCCUGGCGCAGACAACACCGCAACGACAGCGCAACUGGCCAAGACAUCGUUGACGACAACGACGACGACAGGGACGCAGUCCGAAGGCGAGUCUUUGCACUCGUCGUCCGAUCGCGACACACCAGCUCUGACUCCAUCACCGUACCAGGCCACAGUCACGUCCGGUGCAAAGCUCUCCAUAUCGGCGAGACUGUUCAGCUUAGCCGGCAGGGGCUCCACACCGCCGGGCUCAGUAGGUUUUGUGCCAAUCCACACAGGUAGUCCUAGUCGACACACCAACACUGCAACAAUAAUCGCUGGUACCAGUAGCACAGCGCAGCGCGGAUUUGUCAGCACGCCGCCUGAUGUCCACACGGCAGCUCUGGCGUCCACGGCGAUGGCGUCACAGCACCACCAUGGCUCCGCACCCAAUCCGCUUUCGCCGUCCGGCGACGCAAUCGACGGCACUGCGAUGCCGGCCAGCUCUACCACGUCAGCAUCGUCUGUGUCCUCGGCCCCGGUGGCCAAGCGAGAAGACGGCAUGACCAGGAUGCGUCAGCGACUCUUCCGCCGCUACACGGAGAAGCGCGUGCGAAGCCGCACUCUCUGGGAGCUAGACUGUAGCGAUAGUCGACGGUUGGGCCGCCGGGCCGGCGUCUGCUUCGUCGACGGUUUCGUUUACCAUUGCAAGUCCUCGUCAGCACCCGCCACCGCACAGCAGCGGCAGCUGGAUGAGCUUGCCAAGUUCACGGAGGACGUGUGCUGUUGCAAGCCGGGCAUCGACAGUUUCCCGCAGCCAUCCAUCGGGCGCAUGUGGCGCUGGCGCAUGCGCCACUGUUCCUCAUUCUCGUCCAUAGCGCUGCAGAUGCGUGUACUGCACGCAUGUCUGGACUGGGAUCUCUUCAUGGUGCUGUCCGGUGUGGUGGCGGCCGCUGCAGACACGCAGCGCACCAUUCUAUCUCGCCGUGACAUAGACGCCUGGGGCAAGCAGUCACAGUAUCUCAUCUCGCCGCUGCCUUCUGCCGUUACCACGGAAACGUGGUCGGCAACUGUGCGGCAGCGUGUCGCCCCAGGCAACGAGGACAAGAGCCGCAGUAUGCACGCUGGCCACGCACCACCGACCACUACUUGUGUCAGUGUGUGCGCGGAUACACGUGAUAAGCCGACUGCUGCUGUUGCUGUUAGUGGUUCAGACAUGGAAGUUGGCGACAUUGCUGCAACUGCUACUAGCGCUGAGACCCGGAGCAAGUCAACAACACCGACAGUGCAAACAAGAACCGGAUCAUCAUCAUCAUCGCUAGCUGUAUCAGCAACCAGCGCAGCAAUUCAAGGCGUUGCUCGUGAGCCUAGUGAGGCAGUGUCCAUGGUUACGACUGCAGCACCGAUGUCGCUUGGACACGAGACCACUGGGGACGCGGCACGAGGAGGCGAGACAAGCGGAACAGAGUCCGUUGCCAAGACGACUGCGCCCAUGGCUGGCGGUGAGCAGGCCAGUGUGGGUGACGACGCAUCGCAAGCCACUGCUGAGUUGCCCCGGCAGCUGCAUGUCACCGACGCUAGCCAGCAACACUCCGCGGAAGAACGCUCGGCGCGCAUCCUGGCCAACUUUGCCAAGUCUUCGCCAGCUCUGCUCGGCACGUGCUGUAGGAAUCGCUCGCGAGUGCGUGCCUUGUCGGACCUGCACGCCUCGCGGGUGGACUGUCGGCCUGGCAGCGGUGAUAAGGCCGCUGUUGCCACCGGCAGCAGCGGCAGGGUAGUGGUUGGCAUGGCAACACACACUCCAGUGAGCGUGUCGUCUUCGCAGCACGCUUCUCCCGUCGGCGGAGAUGGCGGCGACAGUGAUAGUGGCUGGGUGUGUGAGCUGUGCGUGAACGCCUACGCCGCACAUCUGUUCCAGUACGAUAUGGUGCAAGACGAGCAGAUGCGUUCCGUCAUGCAGUCGAGGCCGAAACCGCUCGAGUCGGUCAGUCGGUAUAUACUGGGACCGAAGUAUCGCCUGACGCAAACCGCCGGCAUCAUUGUACCGCAGAAACGAAUGAACAGCCCGAUCACAGGCAACACGACAGUCUCCGAUCCAGGCAAUGUUCUCUCUCCAUCGUCGCACGGUGAGCCCGUGUCCAAGCAACCCAGACUGGACGGCAUGACUGGCGUGGUCUCUUCGCCGGAGCGCGCAGUGGUCGCCAGGGGUCGCAAGCCGGCGACUGUACAAUCCGAUGGAUCUUUGUCGUCUGUAUGUGCAUCGCAAACUCAAAGGCUAGCUGGAAAAGCAGCGGCGGAAGCAGCCGCUGCUGCAGCUGCUAGUCGGCAAGACCGCAGCCUGGUUGGUGAAUUGGCUGGUGCAGCCACCGUAGACUCAUCAUCUCACAAGCAGCUGACUGCUGCUGGUGCUACUGGUGGGCAGGCAACGACGGGGCCUUCCGACCAAACCACAAGCACUACUGCCAGCAUCAGCUCUACAGGAUCUGCUGGUGCUGCUGGAAGUGUUACUCUGUUAAACUUGUCCGGACAGGAGGCACAGAACAGCAGCAGUAGUAGUAGUAGUAGUGCGCGUGUCACAUCCAGCUCGAUGCCCAUGGCUGGUCGUACCGCCAACACCACAUCCACAGCCACAACCAGUGGUGGUAGUAGCGGAGCGCCAGCAAGCAGCUUGACCUCCACUUCCCUGGCAGCGGCGGCGACUAGCAAGGCAAGCACGGCCGGAGUCCCUGCCAGCGGUGCCAGCAGCGGUGGCCAGAGCUCUCCGACCGUGGCCCCUUCCUUGCUCAGCGCUGCACAGUGCAUGCUGAGCGGCGAGGAUAUCAAGCUGCCCUCUAACCUGGUCAAGAUGGGCAACCGCGGCGCGUCUGCCUCUGCAACGCUGGGCACAUCGCCGCAGUGUGUUUAUCUGAUCCGGGAAACUAGCUCCUCUCCAGCUCUCCUCCUGUGUGUCCCCAUUGGCUUUGACAUCUCCAAGCUGAAGAUGAUGCCAACGGAUGUGGGCGUGAAGGUGCGCGUGACACGCUCCCUUCCCGCCACCAGCCAGCCAGAAACGCCGUCGACUUCCUCUGGGACAGCGACGCCUGCGGAAGUGUCACAACCGCCUACAAUAUCAACCUCAACCCAAGCAACACCUUCCGGUCACAAAGCUGCACCAAAGCUUCAAUCCCCACCGCGGCAGCAGCAGCAGCAGCGGCCGCAGCAGCCGUCACAGCAGCCCAAACAACAGCAGAUUCAUGCUGUGAAGAAGGAGACUGGUGCCGAACGGCUGCCACCGCCCUCUGGCCGUGUAGUGUUUGACGUGCUGUCGUCAUCAGGGCCCUCGUCACCCGAGAGAGGCGCUCUUGUCAUGUGCACAACAUCGGAAGACUGCGCCUCGGCUGACGAAACACAGCGCCCGCCAAUUUCGCGUAAGAAGCGCCCACACCUGUCCUCCUCCACACCAGCAGCAGCGGCAACAACAGCAGUCAGUAGAACAGACGGCAGCAGCAGCAGCAGCAGCACUGCGGACAGUGGUCAUGCCACCAUGUCUUCGCCACCACCGACCACCGCCGUACAGACUUCCUCUUUGACGAGUCCUGAGCCGCGCAAGCCAACGCUGACGGCACACGCCAAUGACGCGUCGUCCACGCCGUGCCCCAAACGUCGCAAGCUUGUUUGGUCGGGCCCUACGAAGCUUGGAGCAGUGGACAUUGAAGACAGGAGUGGUGAAUCCGUUCCAAAGUCAACGAAUGUAACGUCAGCAGCAGCAGCGGCGGCCCUCAAUGCCUCCGCUACGCAAUCCCGUCCGGCAGCAACAAUGUCGACGGCGGCAAAGAGUGCAGUCAGCGGUGUUCGAUCCUCAUCAUCGUUAUCGGGAAGUCUCACUCAGCCACCACCACAGUCGGUCACGCUGGGUUCAUCUGCACGCGCGUCAUCGACUGCAAUCUCGUCGUCUUCGUCAUCGUCUGCAACCAUGGUGACGAUUCCCGGCGGGUCAACAGUGAUAGUACGUGGAGUGCAUGGCAUUAGCACCGACUCCGCUCAGUCUCCCGCGACCGUCACCUCCGCCUCUCCACUGACGACUGCCACUAAUUCGUUGUUACUGCCGGCGUGCGUAAGCAGCGGUAGCAAUGCUGGACAUGCACUGGUCUCCACUGGACCCGGCUCCAGCAUGCACCCUGCUGUUGCUGCAGCUGCAGCUGCUGCACCGCUCUUGAGUAAAGAUACUUCACGAGGCGCCACAACGUCGUCAUCAUCCACAUCAUCAUCAAUGCGUGCGGCUGCUGCUGCCAACGCAGUAGACAAGACCAACGUGUCGAAGAAAUCCGCCGACCACACCGCACAACAGCGCGCCGCAUCGUCGGUUUCAUCGCCGUCAUCCAGCCGAUCCUCAUCACCCAGUAAACGCACGACGACGACGACGACCAGCGGAGUUAGCCGUGUUUCCUCGCCAUCGUACCGCUCUUCACGCGUGACAUCGCCGCCGCGUCACAGCAGCGGCGGGUCGUGUGACGAGCAGUCUGACGAUGCGGCGUCACGCAUCGCCCGUAAGCUCUCCCUGCCUCCCAUCAAGACACCAAAGCUGCCGCCAUCUCUAACACCAAUCAACCUGGCUGAUGGAGCUCAGGACCCACCUACCACGGUUGCCGUACCCGAAUCCAUCAUGAUUGCACCGACCACCACCUCCACUCCGGCUACUGGCACGACAACCACAGCUGCCAAAGCAGCGCACGGCAAGAAGUCUAAAGGUGCGGGCGAGCAGUCCGCCACAGCCAGGCCAGCAUCAGCAGCCGCAGCCAAACCAGCCGCGGCCAAACCAGCCGCGGCCAAACCAGCCGCGGCCAAACCAGCGGUGGCCAAACCAGCGGUGGCCAAACCAGCGUUGGCCAAACCAGCGGAAGCAGCGGUGUCUUCCGCCAGCAAACACGGUGUCGGUGGUGUUGGUGUGGACGCAGCAAAGGGUGCGAGCAUUAAGACGCUCUCGACUCUCCCUGCGUCUUCUGCCAGUACUGCGGGCAAGUCUUCUGCACCACCGUUGGCAGCACUGGGUCAGGGCAGACGUGAUGUUGCUAGUAGUGCUGGUGCUACUGGUGCUGCUGCUACUGCUGCCAGUGGGAAAGCCGCCAUGGACGCUAGCUCCGCGUCUAAGGCUCGACCUCAGGCAUCACGGCAAGUUGACACUGGUACAGUGCAGCAACCGACAACUUCUACCGCCACCGCAACCACCGCGGCCAGCAGCAGCAGCAGCCACCGUGUUGCUCCCGUUACACAUGCUGUCUCUGGUGCCCGACAGCGCGUCCGCGGUACAACGGAGGACUCGGUCGAUGCUGCCAGCAGCAGUGUGUCUGAUGCCCGUACAUCCCGUACUGGUGGUGCUGUCCAGGUGGACAGCGAUCCACGCCAAGCCGCCGCCGCCUCCGCCUCGGAGGACGAUGACAUUGAUGUGACGGGUGUGGAAUCGCCGUCGGCGGAAAGUGAAGAGGACCUCUCUGCGGCGUCCAUGGAAGACGGCGACUCUGUCCACUGCAUAUGUCAGCAGCCCUGGAGCAAUCGAAGGCUUUACGUGGCGUGCGACAUGUGUGACGAGUGGUUUCACUCUACUUGUCUGGACAUACGCAAGGGAGAAGCGCACAACUUGGUUGCCUACAUCUGUGGGACUUGUUUGCCGUCUUACCAAGGCAAGCGCCCUCGCGGUGCGUGUCGUCAUGGUGCUAUCAAGACGAGGGAACACGAGAUCAACAUGCGUCGUCGCCAUGGUAAGCCACUGGAUGCCCCAAUGGCUCGUGUUAAGACCACCGACGAUGAGUACUGCCUGUGUCGCGAGAAGUACGACCAUUCACGGCUCUACAUUGGAUGCGAGAAGUGCAAGGGAUGGUAUCACCUGGACUGUGUGGGUCUGACAUUUGAAGACGUCGAGGGAAUGGAGUCCUACAAAUGCCCUACUUGCACGAACAAACGCACGAAGAAAGUCUUGACAACAAGGGCGGCAGCGGCGACCACAACGGCAGACAAUAGCGGCAGCAGGAAGACUACCGUGGAGUCUAGCGGUACUAGUAGUGUGAAACAGGCCAUGUCUGCCUCCUCGAGCACCGGUCACACCAGUGCAAGCAGCCAUCAAGCAGGAAGCACGACUAGAAGCGUGUCGUCACGCACCAAGACACUCUCCUCGUCGUCGUCAUUGGCAACCUCUGCUGCGCCUCAGACCCAGGCAUCUCGUACGGCCGAAGCAAAGUCGUCUAAAAGCACGUCGUCUGCAUCCCUGCCUUUGCUGUCCCGUGGGUCGACGAGCUCUGAAGCAGCAACUUUGCUGUCCCGUGGGUCGACAAGCUCUGAAGCAGCGACGACGACGACGACGACUACUACACUGCAAUCACAAGCAAUCAGCAGUGCAAUGAGCAGUGCAAUCAGCAGACCGACGCACACCGCUCUGACUGCUCCAGUCAGUGGUACGAAGAUAGCCGUGACGAGGGUCACAGCGACUUUGUCAGAUACGGGUCCGGGUAGUCAGCUGAGGCACCCGUCAUCGGCAGCGGUGGUGGCGGAGCACGCUAGGGAGCGUGAGCAGAGGCACCCAUCAUCAUCAUCAUCGGCAGUGAAGGAGGAUACUGGCGAUCGCCAGCAGAAACACACGGCCAUGACUGUGAUGGAGGAGGACACCACCAUGCAGAGACUCCGAAGCAGCUCUAGUGCACGGUCAGGUACUGCAGACGACGGCAUGGCCACGGGCGCCACUUCAGCAUCCUCGUCGCCCAGAAUGAAACGGCGUGCGCAAGAGGUCGACACCAGUGAUCAAGUGUCGGCAACGGCCAAGCGCACCAAACGCCCCGGCCAGCUGUCCACCACGCCCGCAGAAAGUCCGUCGGCAAGCAGCACUGCAGCGUCCUCUGUCCGUGCCACACGCUCCAUGGAGGCCCUCUCCGACGAGAAACCUGUGUCGAGGAAGACCUCUCCACGCCGUGAAAGCCGCUCCAGUCUCACUAACCCGCCGUCAUCGGGUGGUGGCAAGAGCGGACCGGCACUGAGACGCUCGCCCAAGAACAAAACUGGUGGCAGUAAGCAGUCUGUGCCGGCGGGGGCAACGGCGGUGGCAGACUCCAGUGCUAAUCCCCAUGACGACGAGGACGAUGAGGACCUGCACGCUGCAGGAAAGUCUCAGACGACCAACACAGGCGGUGCCAGUGGUGCCAGCUCACCACACGACGCGGCCAAGUCGUCGACUCUCUUCUGGACGUACAAGAAAGGCGUCCUUGCCGCCAUGAAGGCGGAGACUGUGCGUGUGGAGAAGACCUGGCUGCUGAACGAAGAGGAGAGGCAGGGCCUGGCCAAACUUCUAGACGAGCUGACGUCCUCUGCUGCAUGCGAAGCGUUUCUUCAACCUGUCGACACCAAACAAGCUCCGGACUAUUUUGAAGUGGUCGAAUAUCCAAUGGACUUCGGUACAGUGUCCAGCAAGCUGGUAACUGGCUGCUACCAGCACCUGUCUGACUUCCGUCACGACGUCAGUGCAAUCUUCACCAACUGUCGCCAGUACAACCGCAAAAGCUCCACACUGUACAAGGACGCCACGGCACUGAGCCGUGUGUUUGGCCAAAUGCUCUCCGGCUGGAAGCGAAAGUACAAGGAGAUACGCGAGGGCGGCAAUCGCUCGUCCUCUUCGGAGGACGAUGAAGCGGCUGGGGUUGGCAAUGAGCGCGGUGCUGCAAUCGACAGUACUGACGCAAGGCAACGACGUGGCACUCGAAGCCUGGGCGCCGACGCCUCUAGCGAGCGUGCACACCCCGACCAAGAGCUCGAUGAGCAAGGUGACUUGGACGUGUGAUGCAAUGCCCCGCGCUCGCUCUCUGCUGAAGUGCCAGCUGCUGUAUGGCGCAAGAUUGGACUGUGCUGUAUAGUGACUUGGAUGUGUGAUGCUCUCUGCUGAGAUGGCAACUGUCAUGCAAGACUGGACCCACGGUGCUGUGUAUCUGCUAGCCCAGCUUCAUUAUGUGUUCAUAGUGUCAUGUGUAAGUGUGUGUGUAUAUAUACGGGUGUGUGUUUGUGUGUGUAUAUACGUGUGUUUGUGUGUGUGUGUGCGUGCGCGUGUGUGUGUGUGCACGUGUGUUAGUAUCCCAGCGCACAUACAUGUGCAUAUCUUAUACGUCUGUCCAUGCACAGUCCCUGAACAACUGUAUUGCAUGCUGUGUUUCCGCUGUCCUCCCCGGCACUGCUGAUGCCUUCUUGCGGUUGCGCAAUCUUACACAAUCUAGUGCACCACAUGUAGCUGUAUGUCCAUGUGGUCUUGGCGCACGGCAAAAAAACCUUUAAUUAUCACUUUUUUGGCUGUAUUUUUGAAUUUUUCAGCUCUCUCUCUCUCUCUCUCGCUCGCUUAUUUUGUAUCUUGGUUACUAUUUGAAUGCCGUCCUGAUCUCCGCAAGUGUGGGCGAUCGUUUGGUAACCAUAGUAGUAGGCGUGGACGUCUGAAGCUAGGAAAUAUCUACUCAUUCUCGUGUGGGUCUUGUUUUUUUGUCCGUAUCAGCUCCUGUGCCGUACAUCUAUGCAUCGAUUUGUGAUUAUCUUUACUGUACUUGGCUACUCGAUGGGAAACCUUUUUUUCUUCGUAUCCUGUCUACUUUUACCGUGCGAUAUGGACUUUUAUGCUGUGUGCUGGAUAUGAUGAGUGCUGUUUUAAAACAUUAUGUUGUGCUCCCCAAGUUGCUUAGAAUCUACCUUAUGCCGUCGCUUUGACUUUAAUAGCCUUAACCCCAUCCGUAUCAUUAUCAGUGUGCCAGGCGCUGCGAGAUACUCUAUUUUACGUUCCGUUCAA